Molecule: messenger RNA, 3582 nt
Organism: Haemorhous mexicanus (house finch)
Lineage: Eukaryota; Metazoa; Chordata; Aves; Passeriformes; Fringillidae
Gene: FBXL20
Product: F-box and leucine rich repeat protein 20
Exons: 15
Coding region: 108-1397 (429 amino acids)
Molecular function (GO): protein binding
Source: RefSeq, a predicted model, not a curated record
CCCGAUCCCCGCAGCCCCCCGGACAACGGGGGGAGGAUCCUGCGGGCCGGGGGGGUCCCGCACCCCCGGCACCGGGGCAGGGGGCGGGCGGACCCCACGGCGGCGCGAUGGGGGCGGCGGCCUGCGGGAUGUUCUCAAACAACGAUGAGGCUGCAAUCAACAAAAAACUGCCCAAAGAGCUGCUGCUUCGAAUUUUCUCUUUCCUGGAUGUGGUCACUCUGUGUCGUUGUGCUCAAGUUUCCAGGGCAUGGAAUGUUCUGGCCCUGGAUGGCAGUAACUGGCAGCGAAUUGACCUGUUUGAUUUCCAGAGGGAUAUUGAGGGCCGAGUGGUGGAGAACAUCUCCAAGAGAUGUGGGGGAUUCCUGCGGAAGCUGAGCCUGCGCGGCUGCCUGGGAGUGGGGGACAACGCCUUAAGGACCUUUGCCCAGAACUGCAGGAACAUCGAAGUGUUGAACCUCAAUGGUUGUACCAAGAUCACGGACGUCACCUGCACCAACCUCAGCAAGUUCUGCUCCAAACUCAGGCACCUGGAUUUGGCUUCCUGCACCUCCAUAACCAACCUGUCCCUGAAAGCACUCAGCGAGGGAUGCCCGCUGCUGGAACAGCUCAUCAUCUCCUGGUGUGACCAAGUGACCAAGGACGGGAUCCAGGCGCUGGUGCGGGGCUGCGGGGGGCUCCGGGCCCUGUCCCUCAAGGGCUGCACCCAGCUGGAGGACGAGGCCCUCAAGUUCAUUGGUGCCCACUGUCCCGAGCUGGUGACCCUGAACCUGCAGACCUGCCUGCAAAUCACAGAUGAUGGGCUCAUCACCAUCUGCAGGGGCUGCCACAAGCUGCAGUCCCUGUGUGCUUCUGGCUGCUCCAACAUCACCGACGCCAUCCUCAACGCCCUGGGACAGAACUGCCCGCGCCUCCGAAUAUUGGAAGUGGCGAGGUGUUCCCAGCUGACCGACGUGGGCUUCACCACCCUGGCCAGGAAUUGCCAUGAGCUUGAAAAAAUGGAUCUGGAAGAGUGUGUCCAGAUUACAGACAGCACACUAAUCCAGCUUUCCAUACACUGUCCACGGCUGCAGGUCCUGAGUUUAUCCCACUGCGAGCUGAUCACGGACGAUGGGAUCCGUCACCUGGGCAACGGCGCCUGCGCCCACGACCGGCUGGAGGUGAUCGAGCUGGACAACUGCCCCCUGAUCACCGACGCCUCCCUGGAGCACCUCAAGAGCUGCCACAGCCUCGAGAGGAUAGAACUGUACGACUGCCAGCAGAUCACGCGGGCCGGGAUCAAGAGACUCAGGACCCACCUGCCCAACAUCAAAGUCCACGCCUACUUCGCCCCGGUGACCCCCCCGCCCUCGGUGGGCGGCAGCCGACAGCGCUUCUGCAGAUGCUGCAUCAUCCUAUGACCCUGGAGCCUCCUCCCGCAGGCUGGGGCUGGAACCACGCCCGGGAGCUCCGGGCACGCCAGAACCUUGGAGGAAAAGCGCCCCCAGUGUCAUUUGCCAGGGCCAGUGAGCAGGGCUGGGCUGCCCUGCAGCCACCCACACACCCCCUGUGAUCCCGGCGGGAUGAGGGACUGGGGAUGGAGCUGCAGCUGGGCCGGCUGUUCCCGGGCUGGAUUGGCCUGAUCCUGAACCAUUCCUGCUGGGAAUUGCUGGGAAUAGCCCUGGCCAGGAGGGGAGGGCUCCCAGCCUGGAGGGACUGAUGCUGCUGGUGAGGUUGGAAAAGGAACCGAGAUCCUUGGAAGUGGGGAGAGGGCAGAGGAGAGGAACAUGCUUUAACCCCCUUGUGCAGAAGGAAAAACCCCAACAAAACCUGAAAACCUCAACAAGUUCCAUGUCCGUUUGUCAGUGAGGGAAUGGAGCAGCAGCUGCUGAGCCAGGAUUUCCCUGGGAUCCAGGAUUUCCCUGGGAUUCAGGAUUUCCCUGUGGCCCAGGAUUCCCCUGUGCUUCCUGCUCCCACCUGAGCAUGCUCACAUGAAGGCUCAUCUUCCCUGUGUCAGAGGCUUCCCAGAUUCUUCCCAGAUUGUUGUGAUAGAGCUUGGAAUUUCGAAUUCCACAUAUUUUACCCUCCCCAAAUCCUCCUUUUUCUUUUUUUUUCUUUCUUUUUUUUUUUUUUUUUUUUUUUUUAGAUUUUUUUUCCUUUUUUUUUCCAAAUUCAGUCAUUUCUUGAGAUUUCCCAGGCCAAAGCCAGAAAUCCAUAAGGAAUUUUUUCCCAGGAGAAGCCUGAGCCUGUGAUGAGCUGUCAGGAAGAUUUUAAAGGAGCACAGGGAGCUGCACCCCAGGCUGGGCUUUCCUAGGCUGUGUGAUGAAAGAUUGAGUGUCCAAACCUAUCCCAAAUCCAGGUUUUAUCCCAAUGACAAGGAUAGGGAAUAAUAUCUGUACAAAUCUGUAAUUCUCAGCACAGGGAGAAAGUUCCAGUCCGUGUUCCAACGACUGUGAGUUCCCUCCUCCUGUCCUUUCCCUCCAUCCCUCCCCCAAGGAAAAGCCAAGUAGAGCUUUUUGCUUGUUGCCCUGAUGAAGAAUUAAGGAUUCCCUGAUGGAGCAGGGCUGGGAUCCUCCCUCACUCCCUGUGGGGGCCCUUCCUGACCUCCCCACCUGCCCAGGUAAGUGUGGUGCCCUGCAGGGAGCCCUGGAUGGGCUUUGGAUGUGCCAGGCCCAGCUCUGGGGGAGGGGUGGGGGGGUCGGUGGCUGCUUUUUUGGGGUGUUUCAGGCUCCAGGGGAGCCCAGAGUGAUGAAAUUGCAGGGGCCCAGAGUGGAACUGCUGGGCAGAUCCCAAGGGUUGAAGGGGGCAGGGCUGGGCAGGUCCGUGUCCGUCGUUCCCGCUGUCCGUGCGGGGAGCUCGGGGCUGGAGCUCCCCUGCACCGAGGGCUUCGGCUCCCCUGGGUGCUGAGGAAUCUCCUGGUGGGGAAGGAGCAGCUGCAGCACCAGGAGUGGCUGCUUUGGGGGCUGGGGAGGGGGAUUUUCCCACCAGGAAUUCCAAGGACAGUGAGCUGUUCCCAGCAGGAGGGUCCCAGGUGCCCCUGGAGCUGCUCCCCUUCAUCUCCCCCAGCCCCCCCAGUCUGUGCUCACCCUGCUGGGAGCAACUCCAGGCUGCUGUGGUUAAAAGGAUACUGUCAAUGCCCUCCUGUAGAUGGCUUUUAAUCCCUUAUAUUUAUUCAAAUCCUCUUUAGCGCUGUGGAUUCUCCCCCUCUCCUCGGGCGCCUUCAUUUCCAGAACUUUCUCCAGGUUUCAGGGUGGCAGAAGAUGGUGGUGACAGACUGGACGGGCGAGGGGUCACCCAGCAAUCACAGGAUUUGCACAACUCUGGGAAAAUAAAAAAACAAAACCCUUUUGUUUAGUUCCUCCUGUGGCAGGGGAGAGCGAAGAGCAGGAUUUUGGCUGGCUGAUCCCUUUGUAACAGAGCAGAGUUUUCCAGGGAAAACUCCUGAACACAGAACCCAAAGCAGUUUAUUUUCUGUUUGCAGACCAGGGUGACAGCAUUAAGGUAGCUCAAACUUCUUGACAGUGUCCUUUUAAGUCAAUUAUCCGUCUUCAAAUGGACUCUUCCUGAUGUUUAUAUUUAUAAAUACCAAUAAACACCAUUUUCCAA